Messenger RNA from Dimorphilus gyrociliatus, 3361 nucleotides. NCBI's taxonomy places the organism in Eukaryota, Metazoa, Annelida, Polychaeta, Dinophilidae. The record is from the annotation of a GenBank genome assembly.
UAUGUUUGUAGUUCCUCCGUUCAAGCCAAAAUUCCUUUCUAUACUCAAAGUACCGAGUUAUAUAGAGGAGCAUACGUCUCUCACUGUUGUUUGUAACGUUACUGGUUUGCCUCAUCCUGAUAUUGUUUGGCUAUACAAUAAUGAAAUUGUUAAUUAUACUAAAUCAAAUGUUAUAGUUUUGAAUAAUUCCCUAAAAUUUACUCAAAUUACAAGAGAAAAUACUGGAAAUUAUAGUUGUAACGCGUCUAAUUCCAUCGGAUCUACUCAGUCUAAAAUUGCAUACAUAAAUGUUGCAUUUUUUGAGGUUAUCUUUCAAGUUAUACCUAAAUCUCAGUACGCAGUUUUGGGCUCAAAAGUAAUGCUCCAUUGUCAGUCACCUCCAUCUAACCCUGAAGCAAAAAUAGAAUGGUACAAAGAUUUGAAAUUCUUAGUCUCAGGAAUAAAUAAAAUGUCUUUUCAACUAGAAAAUUUAACAUAUUAUGAAGAGGGGAAUUAUAGGUGUACAGCAACAAAUACUUUUCUUGGAAUAAGUAGAAGUACACCAUCAGUACAAGUAAUUAUAAAAGGAAAACCUGUGGUAACACAUCAUCCUCAAAACCAAAUAGCUAAACAAGGAAGACUAAUUAUCUUUAAAUGUAGACUUGAUUCCAAGCCACUUUCAGAUGUAUUCUGGUGCAAAACUAAAUCGGAGAUAUUGAAAAGUUGUGAUAAAAAAUUAAAGGAAAGCUCAUUAAUUGAUAUCAAAACUAUAACUACAAAUGUACAACUAUCAACUGGAAGGGAAUUGUCUCGAAUAAAUUCAACGUUAAUAUUCAAAAGGCUAUUAAAAGAUGACGAAGGAUAUUAUUUUUGUCAAGCUGAAAAUAGAUUUGGAACAACAACUUCAAAUUUAGCAAAUUUGUUUGUCAUAGUUUCGCCUGUUAUAACUGGAAAUCUAGGUCUGAUUAAACCAAGAAUAGAUAAAGAUAUUGUUCUUUAUUGCUAUGCUCAGGGUUCACCAGUGCCAGCUAUUUAUUGGUACAAAGACAAUGUUCUCUUGGAAAAGAAUGAUAGAAUUGAAAUGAAAGAUAAACAAUUAAUAAUAAAAAACUUAAAAAGUUCAGAUUCUGGAAAUUAUUCUUGUAUGGCUUCAAAUUUAGGUGGUAAUACAACAACUUCCGGUUAUUUGGACCUAUUGUCAACUCAAGAUAAUAAAAUUCAAAUUAGCGGAAGUAGGGGUGAAAGUUUAUCAAUUUUAGUAUUAACUAUAGACUAUACUGGAAUUUUUAAGUGUAAAGCCGAAAGUAUCUCAGGUAUUACUGAAGAGAGUAUCAAUGUGUUAGUUAGAGGACCUCCAAACGAUCCUAAAUUAUUGGAAGUUGUACCAAUCUCAUCGUCGUCUAUACAAUUAAUAUUCAAUGGUAAAGACCAAAGAGAAUCUGUUGGAAAUACUCGACAUAUUGUAUAUUUUAAAGAAUUAUUUGAAGCUAAUUUUAAAAUAUACUAUACCGAAUACGAUUUAAAUACAACUUUGGCUGAAAUUGAAAAUUUAAAACCAGCAAAGAAAUAUUUAUUUAAGAUGAGAUCUGUAAAUGAUGUUGGAUUUAGUGAAUUUUCAGAUAUUCUAUCGGCAACUACCUUUUCAGCAGGCCCAUCAAAACCAACAGAACUUCAAAUUGUGUGCAAAACUAGUUCCUGUUCACUAAACUGGAAACUACCGGCUGAAAUGAAUGGGAAGAUAACUGAUUUUGAAAUACAAUACCGUCGGCAACAAUUAGACAUUCUUCCAAACUUCCAAUCAGUUUAUGAAAUCAUUAGAAUACCCUAUGAGGGUAGUAAAAUAACAGAAUUAAAUAUUAAUGAUUUAUUACCCUAUUCCGCCUAUGAAUUUCGAGUUAGGGCAGCAACAACUUUUAACGAUACAAAAUUAUGGGGAGAUUUCUCCAAGAUAGAAGUAGAUACAUCCGAAGGAGUGCCAACAAGCCCUCCGGAAAAUAUUUACAGACAAUUCGUUACUAAAAAUUCUGUAGGAUUAAGCUGGCAAAAAAUAUUAAAGGAGAAAAGAAAUGGUAAAAUUGUUGGUUACGCAAUAAGGGUGGAGUUAAAAAAUCAAACUAUACAAGAGAAAGAAGUAACACAAGACAUAUUUUCAACAAUUGUGACUCAUUUAAAAUCGUUUAGAUAUUAUACAAUAAAAAUUGGCGGAAAGACUAGCGUUGGUAUUGGACCAUAUGCUUCACUAUUAAUUCAAACUUUAGAAUCGAUACCGACUUCUCCACCUGAUAAAUUUAGACAAUUAAAUAUUACAAAAACUAAUUGUACACUUGGUUGGGAGACAGUACCGGAAGAGGAGAGAAAUUCGGUGAUAAUUAGAUAUCAAAUAUCGUAUAUUCUUAUUAAAUCUUCCAAUCUAUUUGAUUUUGAACCAACAUGGACUCACGAAAGAGUUUCAUCUAAAGAAUUUAAUAUAACAUUGCGAAAUUUGCUUAUUUCUAGUAUCUAUAAUUUUUGUAUUGAGGCAAUCUCUUCUAAAGGAAUAGGACCAAGGGAUUGUAUAACUUUACAAACUUUAGAAGACGAACCCGAGGCUGUUCAUAAUUUAACUAUUCGUAAACUAGGCGAUACAAAUAAUGUUGAAAUUGGUUGGAAUAGUCCUAAGAAUUUGAAUUCGUUCAACUUUUAUUAUGUAGUUAAUGUCAGCUCUUCCAAUUUAAAAGAUGAUUGUGAUUUAAUACGACAAACUGGAAAUACAUACUUAAAAUUAUUAAAUUUAUGCUGGAAUACUAUUUUUAACGUAUCUGUUUUAUGCAAAAAUCCUAUUGGAAGUUCUUCGGCCGUUGUGGUCUCUUUAUCCCUCUUUGAAGUACUUGAUAAGAGUAAUAUAAAGAUCACAUCGAGGGUGCCAACAUUGUCAACUACUAAUAUAUUAGAGAAUGCUGAAGGCAUAGAUAAUUCCGAAAGACAAUACCCUAACAGAUCUAAAUUGUGUGUUGUUAGUUCGAAAGACAAAUUUGCAGUAGGCCUUGAUAAUCCGUUAUAUAAAUCUGAUUGGAUGAAUAGCAGUACGUUUACAUUAUCUGGGUCGGCAGAAAUGGAGGAGAGAGAUAACGGUCUAGUCAAUCCAAUUUAUUCAGCUGUUUCCUAUCCUAGCCCAAAUGAAAUUGAGGAAAAGAAUAGAUAUCCUACUCUUCCCUACAGUACAGUAAAAGAUUUAUAUCUCAAUCAGAAAGUUACAAACAGUCGAGCUAAGAAGAGAAUGAAAAAUGAAAGUGCGGCGGCUAUUGCAGCGUCCAUAAGUAAGUCGAGCAUUCAUUUAGGAGAUCUAGAAGAUGACGAUCAUUUGGACUCCGUGGUUGUCUUCCAGAUGAGAACUGCAUUAUAA